AACCUCCUGAAUAUGCCUUCUCUUUCACAAAUCACAACCCACUUUGUUCAUGAUCUGUGCCACCUCUUGUUCUAAGCCUAAGAUCUCAUUUCAAAAUUUCAGGUUUUUGAAAUGGCGAAUUCGGGGACUUGGCUCUUGGUUUUGAGGUUAUGUGCUCUUCUCCUUUUCUUGGAGGCCAAGGUUUUUGUUUUGGGUGGUGAUGAUAGUAAUGUCCAGGGUGGUAAUACUAUAGAUGGGUCUGGUGGAGUAUCAGAGAUUUGUGUUAAUAAUGAUCUGGCUAGUUUCAUGCCACCACCAUAUGGUAAUUCAUCUGAUAUAGUCUGCAGGCCUAUUUGGAACACUUUUGUUUUGAGGUACACCCAAACUGAAGAUCAUGUAAUGAACAUUAUAUUAUCUGCUGUGUACACCACUGGGUGGGUAGGAAUGGGAUUUUCCAGAGAUGGAUUGAUGGUUGGUUCAAGUGCCAUAGUGGGAUGGGUUAAUAGAAAAGGCCAUGCAAGAAUUAAGCAAUACUAUUUGCAAGGUUCAAAGUCUUCGCAAGUUAUACCAGACAAAGGUGAAUUGCCACUUACUGGUAUUCCUGCUACUGUUGUGCUUCAUGGCCCUAGGAUUUACUUGGCAUUCCAGUUGAAAUUCCUAGCUCAUCUUUCUCGGCAACCUCUUAUCUUGGCCGUUGGAAGCGGUUACCCCAAGCACAACAACCACUUAACAAAACACACCGAUAAAACCACCAUCAAGUUCGACUUCUCUGCAGGUUCUGCAUCUGAGGCACCUAGUGAUUUUGGCCAGAUGAAGAAGAACCAUGGAAUAUUGGCCAUAUUUGGAUGGGGUAUAAUCAUUCCUUUGGGGGCAAUUGUCCCAAGAUACUUCAAGCACAAGGACCCCUUGUGGUACUAUCUCCAUUCAAUUAUUCAAUUUGUGGGAUUUGUCAUUGGCCUUGCAGCAGUGGUACUUGGACAAAAACUCUAUAAUAAAAUAGACGCCAAUUUCCAAACACAUAGAGCAAUUGGAAUCUUUGUUCUUGUGCUUAUUAUCCUUCAGAUAUUGGCAUUCUUUCUAAGACCAGGCAAGGAUGCCAAGAUUAGAAAGUACUGGAAUUGGUACCACCACUGGUUUGGAAGGUUUGCAAUCUUCUUUGCAGCUGUGAACAUAGUUCUGGGGAUCAACAUUGGAGCUGCAGGCAUUGAAUGGAAGAUUAGUUAUGGAUUUUUUCUCAGCGGAAUUCUUAUCGCAGUCAUUGUUUUAGAAGUUUUGGCAAGGAUGAGGAGGACAGAAAAUAAGAAUAUGCCUCCAAACUUCCAAAUGAAUCCGGUUCCAUAGGCGACAUAUUUCACACUCCUCGAAACGUUCUCUGCCAAAUUUCAGUGUAGAUUUCAGUUAUUCCUUUAUAGUACAAAGAAGGAUGAGAAAUGAUUCCAGGCUUGGCAUCUAAGACAAAUUUCAACUUGCUAUCUUCACCACUGUGAAAAAGGCCAAGUCAAAGAGUUGUACUGCACUACUGCACAGCAUUUCAAUCUUCUUCUUUUUUUUU
Rosa rugosa (rugosa rose) is the source of this 1531-nucleotide messenger RNA. RefSeq names its product cytochrome b561 and DOMON domain-containing protein At3g61750. NCBI's taxonomy places the organism in Eukaryota, Viridiplantae, Streptophyta, Magnoliopsida, Rosales, Rosaceae. The transcript is spliced from 4 exons. The record is from RefSeq and is a predicted model, not a curated record. Bases 112 to 1320 code for a protein of 402 amino acids.